Messenger RNA from Grammomys surdaster, 5316 nucleotides. RefSeq names its product netrin G1 (gene Ntng1). NCBI's taxonomy places the organism in Eukaryota, Metazoa, Chordata, Mammalia, Rodentia, Muridae. Bases 1080 to 2699 code for a protein of 539 amino acids. Gene Ontology annotation, molecular function: cell-cell adhesion mediator activity. The record is from RefSeq and is a predicted model, not a curated record. The transcript is spliced from 8 exons.
GAAAUUGCUUCGAGAGGAUCUUCUUGGCGCCAAGGCUAAUUGUCCUGAUUUAUGUCGCUUCUGACAAAAAAGAAAAAAAAAGAAGACCUAACGUCUUCAUCUGAAAUAAAAUGAAAGCGGUGCCAAGCGGGAUAGAGCCGCCUGGCCGCUGGUUCUGAUCCCCUGGGAUCCGGGGGGGGGAAAAAUCGUUCUGCGGCUUAAAAGAAAAGAAAGGAAUAGAAACAGAGAAGAGAGAGAGAGAAAGAAAAAAAAUCCUACAGUAAAAGUUUAAGGCGAGAAGUGGCGGCAGCGGCGGCGGCGCGGGGAGCCUGCGAGCGGAGAAGGCUGCCGACCUCGGAAGGCGGCGAUUUGGUUCCUAAUCCCACUGUAUUUUUGGAGGGAGAGGCACCUUUCUCAUCCUCCCUUCCUCUCCGCCCACCCCCUCCCUCCCCCUCAUCUACCUGUCAAAGUCACUGAUCUUUUGCAUUUUGGAAGAGGACGUCAACGGGAAGGAAUUCCCCCCCGUCAGGGUCCGGGCUCCGAGAGGGGGCGACGCGCGACGAGGCUGCCCCAGGGGCAAGAGACCAAGGUUGCUGGUGCCAGAAGGGGAAGGAGAAAAGAUUGAUGGGAAACAGACACGGGACCACAGACAUUCAUCCCUUUGCUUGUGAUACUGAUACUUCAGCGCAUCUGAGUAGCCCUGAUGAACCCUGAACGCCGAGGAUCACUCAGGAUUAUCGGAUGUACAACAGGAGAGCCAUCACUUUGCUAAAUUAUUAUCUGCUCCUGGACAUCUUUCACAAAAGUCUAAUAGAUAUGUUCUACGAGGAGAAAAGGCUGCAAGCUGCUAAUGCCUAACAGAUAAGCAUGUUAGGCUUCUACCAAAGUCCUCAGCAUCCCUGACCACGUACAAUAUUUCAAUCUGUCACAUUUGGUUUGGAAUCUGCUUGGAGAUCUCAGCCUAUUUUUUAAGUAUAUAUAUACAGACCUACCUACAUAAAGAUACAUAUAGAUGCACACACAUAUGUAUAAUAUACUCAUGUAUAUUUAAAAGAGACACUGAUUGCAUAUAAGACACGAAGAUUGCCAAGAUUUUAGAGAUGUAUUUGUCAAGAUUCCUGUCGAUCCAUGCCCUGUGGGUUACAGUGUCCUCUGUGAUGCAGCCCUACCUUUUAGUGUGGGGACAUUAUGAUGUAUGUAAGAGUCUGAUUUACACAGAAGAAGGGAAAGUUUGGGAUUACACGGCCUGCCAGCCAGAAUCCACGGACAUGACAAAGUAUCUGAAAGUGAAACUGGAUCCUCCGGAUAUUACCUGUGGAGACCCUCCAGAGUCGUUCUGUGCAAUGGGCAACCCUUACAUGUGCAAUAAUGAGUGUGAUGCAAGUACCCCUGAACUGGCACACCCUCCUGAGCUGAUGUUUGAUUUUGAAGGAAGACAUCCCUCCACAUUUUGGCAGUCUGCUACUUGGAAGGAGUACCCCAAACCUCUCCAGGUUAACAUCACUCUGUCUUGGAGCAAAACCAUUGAACUCACAGACAACAUAGUUAUUACCUUUGAAUCGGGACGUCCAGACCAAAUGAUCCUAGAGAAAUCUCUCGAUUACGGACGAACAUGGCAGCCCUAUCAGUAUUACGCCACAGACUGCCUACAUGCAUUUCAUAUGGACCCGAAAUCCGUGAAGGAUUUAUCCCAGCACACGGUCUUAGAAAUCAUUUGCACAGAAGAGUACUCCACCGGGUACUCCACGAAUAGCAAAAUAAUCCACUUCGAGAUCAAAGACAGGUUUGCGUUUUUUGCGGGACCUCGGCUACGAAAUAUGGCUUCCCUCUAUGGACAGCUGGAUACAACCAAGAAACUCAGAGAUUUCUUCACAGUCACGGACCUGAGGAUCAGGCUGUUGAGACCUGCCGUUGGGGAAGUAUUUGUAGAUGAACUACAUUUGGCACGUUACUUUUAUGCGAUCUCAGACAUAAAGGUGCGAGGAAGGUGCAAGUGCAACCUGCAUGCCACUUCCUGUUUGUAUGACAACAGCAAACUGACAUGUGAAUGUGAGCACAACACUACAGGUCCAGACUGUGGGAAAUGUAAGAAGAAUUACCAGGGCCGACCUUGGAGUCCAGGCUCAUACCUCCCCAUCCCCAAAGGCACUGCAAACACCUGUAUCCCCAGCAUUUCCAGUAUUGGUAACUGUGAAUGCUUCGGCCACUCCAAUCGGUGCAGUUAUAUCGAUCUGCUAAAUACAGUCAUUUGCGUGAGCUGUAAACACAACACUAGAGGUCAGCACUGUGAGUUAUGCAGGCUGGGCUACUUCAGAAAUGCUUCUGCACAGCUGGACGAUGAGAAUGUGUGCAUAGAGUGUUAUUGUAACCCUUUGGGUUCAAUCCAUGAUCGUUGUAAUGGCUCAGGAUUUUGUGAGUGUAAGACUGGAACAACAGGGCCUAAAUGUGAUGAGUGUCUGCCAGGAAAUUCCUGGUACUACGGCUGUCAACCUAAUGUCUGUGACAAUGAGCUCCUGCACUGCCAGAAUGGAGGGACCUGCCAGAACAAUGUGCGCUGCGCGUGCCCAGACGCCUACACUGGCAUCCUCUGUGAGAAGCUACGGUGCGAAGAGGCAGGCAGCUGUGGCUCCGACUCUGGCCAGGGAGCACCCCCGCGGGGCUCCCCAGCACUGCUGCUGCUGACAGCGCUGCUGGGGACUGCCAGUCCCCUGGUGUUCUAGGGGUCACACCCAGCCCUCCAACAGGCCUGUGCUGUGGGGACGCAAACACAACCCAAGCGAUUGCUACUGACAUAGAAAACACGCACACCCACUCCAACACAGUGUAUAGAAGAAGAGGGCCUAAUUGAACUAAGCCAUAUCUCUCAGAACCGGACAGCACAUCGCACAUCGGAGUCAGGACUGUUCAUCACUGACUCCAGAGGAAUUGGCAGCUGUUGCUAUUAUCACUGCAAAUCUCAUUGCCAGCUGCAGAGCUGAUUGCGGAUUGGAAAGGCUGUGAGAGCGCCCCCAAAAGGAAAGACAAAAAACAAACUGAUCAACCAACCUAAAAACAUUCGCUACUCUACCGUGGUGCACCCUAGUACCGCUCUGCUCAGUGUGUGGGCCAACCAAAUAAAAGCACUCUUCGCUGUCAGGUGCAUUGUGGGUAAUAAGGAAAUCUGUUACAAGCUGCCAUAUUGGCCUGCUUCAGCACCCCCCCCCCCAUUCCCUUCCAACCUGUGCUUUAGUGAACGUUGCUCUGUAACCGUUGUUGGUUGAAAGAUUUCUUUGUCUGAUGUUAGUGAUACACAUGUGUAACAGCCCCCUCCAAAGCGCAAGCCAGUCAUGCCCCUGUAUAUUUUAGCAGCACUGCGAUCCCAGUGCCAGCUCACAUCCACUUCACAAGAGUGGCUAGAGGAAAAGAGAAAGUGUAUCUAUCCUUUUGUAUUCAAAUGAAGUUAUUUUUCUUGAAAUAAUGUAAUAUGUAGAUUUUUUGUAUUAUUGCCAAUUUAUGUUACCAGACAAUCUGUUAAUGUAUCUAAUUCGAAUCAGCAAAGACUGACAUUUGAUUUUUGGUCCUCUUUGGUUUUGUUUCGUUUCAUCGUGCAGAGAUUUCUCUGUAAGGGCAACGAGCGUGCUGGCAUCAAAGAAUAUUGGUUUACAUAUAGCAAGUGUAAUAAGAUUCCACCAAAGGACAUUUUAAAUGUUUUCUUGUUGCUUUAACACUGGAAGAUUUAAAGAAUAAAAAUUCCUGCAGAAAUGAUAUCAGGAAAUUGUAUGGCCGUUUCUUAAGAUGAAAGGAGCAACCACUCAACAGUUUCCCAGUUACGUCACUGGUUUUGUGUGGACUGAACACAGUCAGCUGACAACUUUAGUAACCAGGAAGAUGGAUUGAUGGUCACUAGCUUGGACAACGUCUGCAAAGUAUGAGACUAUUUUCCACCUGGGAAAAAAUUAUAACCACAAAAACAGAGAGAAAGAAAUAUCUAAGUGAUUGCCAAGAUUAUGCCAAAGCCUGUUGGCAGAGCACUAAGAGACUUUUAUUUUUAAGUCAUGCUAUUUUCACAGAUUUAUGGUGAUCAUGUGACUCUAGGGAUGCCGAUCUAUGUAUCCUUCCAAAUACAGUGUUUACAUGGAGUAUCAUAAGAGGCCACCUGGGGAACCAGGACAGCAGCAGGGAAAUUGAGUGAUUAGCAAUUUGACUUUGAAUAUAUUCUAAGUAUUUAAAUGAAAUAUCAAAAUAUACAGCAGCAAGUAGACAUAACUGCUGUUCCUGAAAAUAAAGUCUGUUUCAAGUACUGCCCAAGGUGUAAUAAAUUCUUGUUUCUGCCUUUUAUUAGGCCAAUUACUGUACAAGACAGCAGAGGGAGCGGGGCUGGGGGAGAAACACUUUGAAGGUUUGGAGGGGCUGAAACAGUGUAUGUUCAAUCCCAGCAAACUGCCACCCUGCAGGUGACAAAUGUGUCAGCAACGGCAGGCAUCUCUUGGAAUCAGAAAUAAUUAUGAGACCAAACCAGAAGAUUAAAGACAAUGAAGUCCUACAUGACUUGGUGGGACAAUAACCUAUGACAGUAUUAGGUCAGAAGCCUCGUUCCAGGCUGAAUUCUUCACCCUACUGCCAGUCUCAGCUGAACCAGGGGGGAGGAAUGUCUUCUGAUAAAUAACCCGAGUCAAAACUAGAUGAAGGAACAGCAUGUCUUAUUGGUUUUGUUCCCAGAAAAGCCAAUUCAAAGAAGGCAAUAAAAGGUAAGCAGGUAAUUCCUGCUCUGCCUGCCACCCCACAUCCAAGACUAUUGAAUGUUUGUUAUUCAAACCAACAGCCUCUUUUGAUAUAAGAAAUAGGGAAAGAUGGAAAUAAAUUAGCGCUUUGGCUGAGUGCCAGAGUGGCCAACCAGAAAUGGCAGAUUUACAUUAGAAGCAUAAAUAGGAAAUUAUAUUCCCGGCUCACCAAAGAAUACACAUGAAAAUUCUGAUAGCAGGCAGAGUGUGAGAUUACUUCUAAUGAGGUGGAUUUCUGAUAUUAAAAAUGGAGUUUAAGUUGUCUUAUAGUUUAUUAGCACAAACCAAAGGCAGACUGUGUUAUUUCUGGCAAUGGUGCACUUUAUCGUUACCCAGUCACAGCUUUGUCACAACGAUCAGGAAUCAGACGCUGCACAAUUCAAUACGUGGGAUUCCAAAAGCUAAUUCUGAAAUUUAAUGAAAGCCUGAUUUAAAUCAACUCAUCUGCAUUUUAUCUUUAUGAGGCUAUAAGAAUCUAAAUUGAUGAGGAAUAUCUUGCAUUCAGUGUAUUUAGAUAUAGUUCUCUGAAUUUCUUGAAGUGAUGUGAUCUGCUUUUAAUAAAAAUUCACUUUUAGGU